Nezara viridula (southern green stink bug) is the source of this 154-nucleotide messenger RNA. The record is from the annotation of a GenBank genome assembly. Lineage: Eukaryota; Metazoa; Arthropoda; Insecta; Hemiptera; Pentatomidae.
AUGACAGCGUUGUUCCACCAACAAGGAAUAGAAUUCAUGAAAUGGCAAAAUAUCACCUUAAUUGAAAAAGAAAAUAUCCUGAUGACUAAAGUGGAACAGGCUGCGACUGAUCUCCUACUUAUAUAAUAACAACAAACAUGUCCGCGAUCAAUAA